Sitodiplosis mosellana (orange wheat blossom midge) is the source of this 2160-nucleotide messenger RNA. RefSeq names its product juvenile hormone epoxide hydrolase (gene Jheh1). The transcript has 5 exons. Gene Ontology annotation, biological process: epoxide metabolic process. The coding region runs from base 672 to 2042 and encodes 456 amino acids. Gene Ontology annotation, molecular function: epoxide hydrolase activity. NCBI's taxonomy places the organism in Eukaryota, Metazoa, Arthropoda, Insecta, Diptera, Cecidomyiidae. The record is from RefSeq and is a predicted model, not a curated record.
GGUUUUAUUUCACACGAAGAAAGUAUCAAUAUCUAUUUAUAAGUGGAGGGAGAUCCAUGCAAAUAUUCCGUAGCUAUAAUUAACGUGAAAAGUGAUCGAAAGGUGAAAUGUAGAAACACUGUUUUAUAUGCAGUCGCAGUACCUACUUCAGAAUUGAGAAAAAUAUUGACAUUUUCUGACUAAUUAUCGUUCGAUGUCCAACCAAUCAAUUGCGAGAUAUGGUUUAUUUCCAAACCACAAUUCGAUUUUUUUAAGCAUUUCCAUUGCCUUCAUCCCAUUCACCGGUUGUUGUUUAUUUGCGUCUUAUCAUUGAAGCAACCGCUGAAAGCGCUACAAUACAUUAAAAUACGUAUGAUUUGUUGUGUAUGUGUUGUCACCGGUGUAUAUAUGUGUAUGAGAAGAGCAGCGCUUGUUGAAGGGAGUGAUGCGGCACAUUACAGUUGUUUAUAAUAACAAAAUUCUGAUAUUUUCGUUCUCGAAUAUAGCCUGCUUGCCUGGCUGGCUGGAAUUUUGUGUGUUUGCAAUGACAGUUGAAUAUCAGACGAGCAACUGAAACCACCUGUGUGAGUGUGGUACUAAUUCUCUCCGUGAACAAUUCCAAUUUUAUUUGAUUUGCACAUAAAAAUUGACUUCAAUUAACUUUUGUUAGACAUUUCUGAUAGUCCAUUGAAAUGGGGCUAAAGGGUUUUAGCCUUGUGACUGCAUUGAUUGCGGUGGUUGCGUAUGUUGUGUACCAAGUACUUUUCGCACCGUUACCACCACCAAAAUUUGAUACUACUAAGUACUGGGGUCCAAGUUCACGAGCAAAUCGAGUAGAAAAGACCGAAGUAAAACCGUUUAAAGUUGAUUAUACCGCUGAUGUCAUCGCCAAAUUACGUAAUCGCCUCAGUGAACCACUGCACUUAGUCGAACCAUUGGAGAAUGUUAACUUUCGAUAUGGAUUCGACAAAUACAUGCUGGAAAAAUUGAUUAAUUACUGGCGCGACGAUUAUCUCACACGUUGGGACGAACGGCAAAAGUAUUUGAACGGAUUGCCACAGUUUACAACGACAAUUCAAGGUCUGAAAAUCCAUUUCAUUCAAACCAAAAAUCAAACGGUGAAGGCAAAGAAUGUGAUUCCGUUGUUGUUGAUCCACGGCUGGCCCGGUUCAGUGCGUGAAUUCUACGAAAUAAUUCCAAAAUUGAACAAAGCAAAGGAUGAUACUGCCUACAUUGUUGUGGCUCCAAGUUUGCCUGGCUACGGUUUUAGUGAAGGUGCCAGCGUGCCAGGCUUGAAUCCAACUGAAAUGGCCGUUGUAUUACGAAAUUUGAUGAUCAGCUUGGGAUACAAUAAGUUUUUAGUUCAAGGUGGCGAUUGGGGAUCGUUGAUUGGAAGCUCAUUAGCGACACUCUUCCCCGAAAAUGUAAUCGGUUACCAUUCAAAUAUGUGCGCCGCAAUGUCCCCUGCAAGCACCUUCAAAGCCUUCAUCGCUAGCUUCUAUCCGAGUCUUUUCGUUCCGGCAGAACAUGCCGACUUCUUUUUUCCCAUGGGAGAGAAAUUCGCCUAUUUAAUCGAAGAAAGCGGCUACUUCCAUCUGCAGGCAACCAAACCAGACACAAUCGGUACGGCUUUGGCACACAAUCCCGUUGGACUUGCUGCAUACAUUCUGGAAAAAUUCUCAACAUGGACCGAUAAGAAUAAUCGUGAUGCAAAAGACGGCGGUCUUGAUAAAUCCUAUGCAAAAGAUGCGCUCUUCGACAACCUCAUGCUCUACUACCUUACCAAUAGUAUAACGACAUCGAUGCGUUUGUAUGCGGAAGCAUUUGGAAAGCAACACUUCGGUUUGCAAAUGGAACGGGUUCCAGUACAAGUACCAACUGGAUGUGCACGUUUCAAGCAUGAUUUGGCCCAUGAAUUCGAUUGGCAACUCAAUGUAAAAUUCCCAAAAUUAAUUCAUAGUACAUAUCACCGCAGCGGCGGCCAUUUCGCUGCAAUGGAAUUGCCAGACGUUUUGUACAACGACUUCACUCAAUUCGUUAAAAAAUUGAACAUUACCCAAUAGACAUGUGUGGGAAAAAAAACAUUAGAUUCUAUAAAAAUUAAUUGAAAAAAGGGAUCAAAAGAUUGAAAUAAAGUAAAACAAAUCGAACGAAUAAAUGGAAAAAAUUACGAAUAAAAAA